Messenger RNA from Zophobas morio, 1171 nucleotides. RefSeq lists its product as uncharacterized. The transcript is spliced from 10 exons. The coding region runs from base 1 to 1143 and encodes 380 amino acids. NCBI's taxonomy places the organism in Eukaryota, Metazoa, Arthropoda, Insecta, Coleoptera, Tenebrionidae. The record is from RefSeq and is a predicted model, not a curated record.
AUGUAUAUCUUACUAUUUACUUCUUUGUUAAUACACAUAGGCGCAGUUCCCAUCAACACAGUGCAAAAAGCUGCAGAAAAUGACUUUGAGAAACUUGAUAACUAUUUACCCAAAAUUGGUGACUUUCCCAAAUUUCAUUACGCCACUUUCGGAGAAAAUACUCGCAGCGACGAUGACCGCUUGAACGUAAUUGAUUUCAAGAGUAACCACAAGGAAAAUUCCCAAAGUGACCAAAAGGAAAAAGCGAAAACUUUUGGCGGUGUAUUAGAUUUUGUAAGCGAGGGUGCAUCCGCGGGAAUGGAUCUUUUAAGAGAUAUUACAAGCAUGUUCGUGUCAACAAGAAAACCUGAAACUGGCGAUGGCGACCAUGAAACAACAGUACCUUAUGAAACCACAACGGAAGAACUGACAACAAUAAGUCUUGACAAAAAGUAUCAAUUAGAUCCAGUAUUGUUGGACGACGGUGAUAACAGUACUUCAAAUAGAACAAUAAGGCAAGAAUCGAAUGAAGUCGAUAUCGAUGUUAAUAAUAAUGGUACCAAUAAUAAACAGAAAGAGAGUCAAGAAAGUGAGGAAGAAGAGGAAGAGGAACCUGACAUGAUCACCGGAUUAAUAUCAGCUUUUUUGGGUGGCUUAAGCAGACCUGAUGGAAGCGUGGACGUCGAAGCUAUUACUGGUUUGCUGGGAAGUUUAAGUACCCAAAACGAUGAUGGUACUUAUGAUUUUAACGGACUCACCGAACUUUUGAUGAGCUUCUUUGGGGGAACCGGGGAAGAUGGAGGUGGUUCAAACUUUGGAGCCUUCUUGGGAGGGCUUCUAGGUGCUUUCAUCAAAGGCGUCGCUAGUCCUCCUGGAGCGAAAGGAGCAGGAAUUUUCCUAGGAAAUCUUUUAGGUGGAGUUUUGCCGGGAUUGAGCGCACCGGCGCCCACUGAAGAAGGAGAACCUCAAAAACCGCAACCGCCGUUGGAUUCUGGUGGUUUUCUUGGCGGUUUGUUAUCUUCAGUUUUUGGCAACCUUGGUGGUUUGAGCGGAAAUAGUGGAGGAGACAAUGCUGGAGGGGGUGGCGGCAACAAGUUUUCACUUUUCAAGGCGAUUUUUUCUGGGAUUACGUCAGUUUUUUCAUCAUCCUCUGCAAGUCCCUAGGUAGAAGAACCGUUAUUAUUUAAAUUAU